Molecule: messenger RNA, 3141 nt
Organism: Opisthorchis viverrini
Lineage: Eukaryota; Metazoa; Platyhelminthes; Trematoda; Opisthorchiida; Opisthorchiidae
Exons: 3
Coding region: 1-3141 (1046 amino acids)
Source: RefSeq, a predicted model, not a curated record
AUGGCCGAAACCUUUCAGCAUCGAUACAAUAGCCAAACACAAGAAGGACUUCCACAGCGAACCGAUGCUCCUGAUAUAACAGAACAGACAGAACAAGUGACAAGUGAAUCUGAUUUGCUAAAGGCAGACGAUGCAGCAACCGAUGUGGAUCCACCAACAUCCUUACCGACAGUGCCUGCCGGAAACAUCCAACUAACCAGUUUGAGCGACAAUAUAACCAUAGAGCAAAAUGUAACAACCGAGCUGAAGCCACAUCCAGAACUGUCACCAGCUCAGUUAUAUGAUGAACAAACUAACGCAACCAACGCAUCUGGCGAAAUUGAGCAGACACUGACGGUGACAAGCACCACACUCCCCAAGGUCAUUCUGGCUACCCCAGUGAGACAGGAUGUAUCGUCCGAUGGUUCCGCUGAAAAUAGUUUUUCCAACGAGAGCACGUUAACACCUACAGAACGUUCGGCGUACACCUCAUCGGAAACAACGACAGUUGGCUAUGACAACAGUACAUCAAAUUCAGUCACCAACUCAUACGCAGCUGAAACUGAGACAGAGGCGCAGUCAACGAAUCAGUCAUUCCCUGCUUUCGAUAUUCUCAAUGGUACAACAACAGAAGCCUAUACGUCUCCUAUAAAUACCACAUUACCACACACUACCAUCUUAAGUGAUAUUUUCAACCCAAGUUCAUCUGACUUUCCGCAAUCAACAGGAUCGGAGAAGAAUGUUACGGUAGAGAACAACAAACCAGCCCCUCCAGAUUUUCUGGAAACGUCUACUUUGGAACCAAUUACCACAGCCAACGGCACUGAAAUAGCGACGGAGGGUAUGUUUGUCACUUUGACUACUUCAAACGACGUCACCGACACGGAUCUCAACGUCACAUAUUCUGAUACAGUGAAAAGCCUCACUUCAGAGAUGGCCACAGAAGUCACAAACUUCAACUCUUCUACACUUCCACAUUCGAACGAGUCAUGGACAACUGACUCCAUGACAUCCGAUUCCACACUCGGGAAAGUGGACACCAUAAACACCACUCAAUUUGCGACAGAGGACGCGUUUGUUACACAACCUACAGUGGGAAGUGAUGCUAUCAACUCGACUACACAACCUUUGACAACUUCUACGUCGACGGAAAACCGCAUCAGUUCAGAGAACGCAACUAUGCUAACUGGUAUAUCAAGUGACGGCGGUAUGUCGGAUGCUACUACAAUUUCACCACUUACAACAAGGGCGUUCAACGCAACCGCAGUUUUAGACGAAAGAACCGAAUCAGCAGCGGCAGCAAUCCAUUCGUCAACAAUCUCGGUUCCCCUCACGGAAGCACACUCUACCAGUUCAAUGGUUUCAACGCCAGACGAAGUCACUACAUCACUUGUGAACGGUGCAACAACCACACCAGCAACCUUGAGCACAGCGAAGCUAACUACUGAAAAUUUGACCAAUUCCCAGUCAGAGCACUCAACCACGGUAUCGACAGAUAGUGCCACAGGGUCACUGAGUACCAUCGAAUUUACUGCAUAUACUGAACAGAGUUCAACAGUACCAGUGGCGAACUCGAGCGCUGGAACAUAUGAACCCACAGCCACCGUGAAACCUUCCAUGUUAGUCUCGCCCGGAAUGUCUGAGAUCAUGACAACACAGUUAUAUGAAGGUACAGCCAAAUCACCUACAAGCGGUAGUGUGGAUGCUUCACCUGCGGAAACACAUACCCUCACAACUCUACUGGUAUCUCCCGUGCCAACCGCAACUUCAAUCCCUGAGGACGUUACGACAAAGAUGGAGGAAAGUACAAUCCAGUCAUUCUUUACUAACAGUACAACAGCUAGCGAUCUCGAUAUUCUGAGUACCGAUCAGAGAAGUUCGACUGCUGAUCCAAGUGCAACAUCAGUGUCGAUUACUAACGCUUCUCCGACGGCAGCAGAUACGCUAGGAACUACCGUGGAACCUUCUGAACUAACUUCUUCUGGAAUGCUUGCAUCGUCAUCCGGAGAUCAGUACACAUUGCAAACAUCCAUAGGCAGUGGUUUCACAACUGAUAACCUCGAGACGAUGGGUACCUCUCAAGGCAUUCCAGAUUCUGAGCCGAGUUCGACUACAAACGUGGCGGAUGCAAUUACUAAUCACGUGGGACUGGACAAAUCAACAGCCACCAUAAAACCCUCUGAUGCAGUUGCUGUGGAAGCUUCUACGCAUGUGAUGACCGAAGUACCUCAGAGUACACUUCAAACACCUGUCUCAAUGGGAACAAGUGGUGAUACAUCAGGAACUGAUAAAACCCCAAUAUCGGGUAUCACGACAGAAAAGGUCACCGAAUUUCCCAUGCAAACUACAACUGAUUUGGAAUUAACUACAGUUAUAAAAACCACAGAAACAGCUCUUCCAUCAACAGCUGUUGAGUUUUCGGAAAGUUCAGGAACAACAAUGUCAAUUCAUACAUCUUCUCCUAAGCUAAGUACCAUCUUUCAGACCACAGAUUCCUCGCCUGAAGCAGCCACUAAUGUAGCCGCUGAGUUUAGCUCUACGCCGUUGGAUUCCUUUGUGGAGAAUGGAAGCUCUAAACCCACUACAUCGUUCGACGCAUCUGUAACCAUCGCUACGUCUGACUCGAUUUCGACUGAGAGUGAAAACUCAGUGACGAGUGUCCCCGCCUCAUGUACAACAUCAGAAACCUUGUCUGCUUCAGCUUUGCUAAGCACAGAAGUCAAUAAUUCAACCACAACCAUUAUGUACACAACUAGCACCAGGCGAGAUGAUGAUGACGAUGACGACGAUGACAGGAGUGACGAUGAUAAGAAAAAGAAAGAAAAGGAAAAUAAAAAGAAGGACGACACAGACGAUGAAACAGAUGACGAAGACAACGAUAAAGAGAGCAAACCGAAGAGCAAAAGUGACGAGGAAAGUGAAGAAGAUGAUAAAUUGAAAUCUGAUCAACACGACGGUGGUGACGAUAAAGAUGCUGAGAAGAAAAAGAAAAGGAGAAGGUGCCAAAAGCAAAAUACCCGUGGAAAACGUACGUGUGACCGGGAGGAAAAAGAGGAUAAGAAACCCAAAGACGAUGACGACACCGACGAUGAACAAAACGAAUCGGAACGACGAGAACACGGGAAAUGCUCGAAUAAAUCAGAUACCGAUUCGGAUGACUAA